Adineta ricciae is the source of this 642-nucleotide messenger RNA. Lineage: Eukaryota; Metazoa; Rotifera; Eurotatoria; Adinetida; Adinetidae. The record is from the annotation of a GenBank genome assembly.
AUGUAUAGUGCUUACAUUCUACUGAUCAUUUGCGCACUCCAUCAAUACAAUUAUGGCAAAAUAUCUGCUGCAACAUCUGCUCAUAACUCGACAACAAAAUCGAAACAGGCUGAGAAAUUCUUCUCCCACGUUUUAGAUAUAAACAGUGAUGGUAUGGUCAAUUGGAUCGAUUUUGAAAGUGUUAUUGAAAGUAUUGUAUCGAAGGACGAAGCAUCCAAAAAUGCUCGAUUAAAAGUUCUUCGUAAACGUCUUGAACAACAUUUUCAAAAGUUUUUUUGGGAACUACUUAAAGUGGGUGACAGUAACCAAGAUGGUGAUAUUGAUUUAAACGAAUGGCUUAAUGUUUUGGAUGAUGUUGUAAACGAUUUGAAGAAAACAAAUGAGUUUCCUGAUUGGUUUGAAGAUCUUUUCAAAUCUUUAUGGCGCGCCAAUGAGUUUUUCAAUGAAAAAGCUGUAUUAAAAGAUGAAUUUGCCAAUAUGUUAAUAGCAUGGGAUAUUGAUGAAAACACUGCUGGAAAGUUAUAUGAUUUCAUUACUGAAAAUGGGAAAAAAGCAAUGGACUAUCAUCUCUUUGCGAUAUUAAUGAAGAAAUUCUUCCUCAACGAGAUUCCCAAUCAUAUAUUAAACCUUGGUCGUGCUUGA